Fusarium odoratissimum NRRL 54006 is the source of this 823-nucleotide messenger RNA. RefSeq lists its product as uncharacterized. The record is from RefSeq and is a predicted model, not a curated record. The transcript is spliced from 2 exons. Bases 40 to 597 code for a protein of 185 amino acids. Lineage: Eukaryota; Fungi; Ascomycota; Sordariomycetes; Hypocreales; Nectriaceae.
GCGCAUUGUUUCUUCGAGCAACUCAAGUCUAUAAACAAAAUGGUAUUGAUCUUCCUUAAAGCCUUCUUAGUCCUGGCCUUUGGCAGCAGCUUGGGCUCGACCGACACCUUCAAGUAUGGCGACAGGGACGGCAACCUAUUCCUCGAUGUUUCGAUAUCCGAAGCUCAAAGCGAUCGCCCCGAAUGGGGACUCGUCGAGCCUUGGACGAGUGACUAUAUUGUAGCUCUUCAAGAGAACAGAUACGGCGACGCGAUAUGGGCACGCUAUCAAAUGUUCGGCGGUACUUCGAAUGGCACCUAUCUAGAAUAUCCGCAAUGGACAGUCCGCGAAGCGAUCGAGGAGGACGCUAUUGGAUACCGACUUCAUGCACGAGAUAACUGGAAAUACGCCAUGACUAUCUAUGCCAAGUCAAGUAGGAAUAUACAGAGUGAUAUACUUGACCUUAUGUUUGAUGUCGACCGCAGGAGCUACUAUCGACUAUUUAGAGACCAGGCUCGGUUGCAUAAACGUUUUCAACAAAGUGAACACGUCCUUCCAGAUUGCGACUGCAAGGAGACUGCUCGGAACGCAGUUGACUCUGUUGUGGAGCUUAAGUAGUCGGUUUGAUCCACCUUUGCUUCGAGAUGUGAAGCAUCAUGAGGGAACUUGUAAAUUCACGUUUCGGCUUUUCUGUUAAGAUAUCGCUCUCUACCAUGCUUCAACGAUUACGGGACUCUAUGUAUGCAUCUCCAAACCAGUCUGGCAGCUUGGUCGAGCAGUUACUUAGAUACAAAUUGACGGCACUCACACGAGUUCUCUGUUUGUGCUCUCAGCUCGUUCAUUU